Acaulospora morrowiae is the source of this 168-nucleotide messenger RNA. Lineage: Eukaryota; Fungi; Glomeromycota; Glomeromycetes; Diversisporales; Acaulosporaceae. The record is from the annotation of a GenBank genome assembly.
GAAGAUUUUAUCAAAGCAAUAGCAAAUGACAUCAAUUUCAAAGGAUACAAACUUAUAUGGACAACUCUCGCUCAAGACAUAAAACAUAUUCCAAAAACAGAUUUCCACAUAUCAAGAGGAAAUACACUACAACAACAAAAAUCAGUACAGACACAAUGGAUCCAAUAG